Daucus carota subsp. sativus is the source of this 2204-nucleotide messenger RNA. RefSeq lists its product as uncharacterized. NCBI's taxonomy places the organism in Eukaryota, Viridiplantae, Streptophyta, Magnoliopsida, Apiales, Apiaceae. The record is from RefSeq and is a predicted model, not a curated record. Bases 97 to 2007 code for a protein of 636 amino acids. Gene Ontology annotation, biological process: mitochondrial DNA replication; replication fork processing; response to UV. Gene Ontology annotation, molecular function: chromatin binding; DNA-directed DNA polymerase activity. The transcript has 14 exons. Gene Ontology annotation, cellular component: mitochondrial matrix; nucleus.
CCCAAGCCCCCAACCAUUAAACAUAAGAAAUUCAAAUUCCCGCCCUCAACAGUCAUAUUCUUACACUCCUAAAUCUUAGAAUCACAACCUACGACGAUGGCCGAUGAUGUUGAUCGUUUGUUUGAGUGUUUCAAAUGCGGCGUCUCCCCACCUAAAUCUGCUUUCAGAGAAAUUAAAAAGAGCAAACGCAGGCCAAAGCAAACUAGCUCAGUUCAAGAACCACUGAACCAUUCAGAUGGUCCAUCUUCAGUAUCAUCUGUAAAUACCCCAUCUGUUAAACAAAAAAAGAAACGCAGGCCAAAGCAAACUAGCUCAGUUCAAGAACCACUGAGCCAUUCAGAUGGUCCAUCUUCAGUAUCAUCUGUAAAUACUACAUCUGUUAAACAAAAAAAGCUCUGCAUUCAGAAAAUUGAUUCAUCAGCAGUUAAGCAAAAUGAGUUUAACAAUGGUCGGCGGUUCUCUCCGCUUGUAUUUUACGGUUCUCCAAAUGGGGUGCCACCAAAACGACCAACUAGUUUGUUGCGAUUACUAUAUGAGAUUCGUCGUGAUCUCAGUGAGCAAAAUACAUUAAAGAAGGAAAUUUGGGCUACAUUCCCUAGACAGGAGGAUGCUAUGAAGUUUGCAAAAGAGUAUAACAAUGUUCAUAUUUUUAGCUACCAAGACCAUUUAAAUGGUCAAAGGAGGUUUCUUGUUUCAAGCUAUAAGGAAUUUUGGCGAAGGUACAAAAACAUGAAUCCUAAAUAUCGUCAUCAUUAUGAAGUGAUUCAGGAGGGAUUGCCAUGCCAUCUUUAUUUUGAUUUGGAAUUCAAUAAGCAAGAAAAUGCAAACAAAAAUGGUGAAGAGAUGGUUGAUCUUCUGUUAUCAGCAGUUUUCGAUGCCUUUAACACGAAGUACUCUAUUGAAGGAGACAAUGAUUGGGUGGUUGAACUUGAUUCGUCAACGCAAGAAAAAUUUUCUCGCCAUCUGAUCAUCCGCUUGCCCCAUAUUGCUUUUAAGAACAACACACAUGCAGGUGCAUUCGUUGCUGAGAUAUGCUCACGGAUACAAAAGGCGAAGGAAAGUGAUAGAAGAUUUGAAAAUUUGCUUAUCUGUAAAGAUUCUAGCUCAUCGGAUGCCCCUAGCCAGCUUUUUAUUGAUACUGCUGUCUAUUCUAGAAAUCGUUGCUUUCGUCUACCACUAUCUUCUAAAGCAGGGAAGAGUUCUGUACUUCUACCUACUGGACGUUUCAAAUGCAGGGACAUGAGUGAGGAAGAUGUGUUCAUGGCAUCUUUGAUCUGCAACAUGGAUGUUGACUGCGAAAAGCUAUUAAUAUGCAAAGUGGAUAUGGAUUGCAUAAAGGCUCUACAAUUUGAUACAGAGAUGAAUAAAAACUCUUACAAAGAUUAUGGAGUCGCAAGAGAUCUUUUUUCAAAUUCUUGCACAACUGAUGCUUCAAGGACUUUCCUGAUGGGGAAAUCACCAUUUCCAGUUUUGGAUAUGUUUGUAGAAUCGCUUGCGUCCUCAGGAAGUGUUUCAGGAAAAAUUCAGAGUUGGUAUUGGUUUUCGGAGUAUGGGGUUAUGGUGUAUAACAUGUUGCGAAAUAGAUACUGCGAACGAAUUGGUAGACAGCACAAAAGCAAUCACGUGAUAUAUGUUGUUGACCUAAGAAGAGCCGCUUACUAUCAAAAAUGUCAUGAUCCAGAUUGCAGAGGUUACCGGUCUCCAUUGCGUCCAGUACCUGAAGAGAUUGUACCUGAUACUACAAUUUUUUUCAAGCCUGUGAAGCAUAAUGAUAUCCAGGAAAUCCAGGAGCAUAAUACAGAUUACAGUAGUACAAGCAGUGUGGAUAGCUGCAUGAAAGAUGGUUGGUUGCUUGAAGCCGUAAACUUUGCAGAACAGGUUGAGAAAAGGGCACUAGAUUUUGGGGAUGUUACAUUGGAUCAAAUGUAUGAAGAAAGCGCUGAAUGGUGGGAUGCAGUUGUCAGCGCUGCAACCCAGACUGAACAAAUGUACUUUGGACAUAGAUGAACCUUCAAAACCCUUGGUUGAUAGCUACACGAUGUAUUGCUGCAGUCUUUGAAGAUAAGGGUUUUCUAAUACUUCUGUCUAUUGUAGCUAUAGGUCUAGCAUACUGUGAAACACUGUCUACGUGAUUUUACAGGCAGUAAGUCAGAAAAUGAUGUGCCCUAAAGAAAUCUCAUAUAUUUCCCUGAAUUCAGUACUCA